AGGCACACUUCUCCACAAACUUUUACAAACUUCAGCAGUGUUUGUGACUGCAGGAUAACCGUUGCCAGCAUUAUGGCAGAGAAAGGACCACUCCUAACUUCAGUCAUCAUUUUCUACUUGUCCAUCGGAGCCGCGAUAUUUCAGAUCCUCGAGGAGCCGCAUUGGAAAUCAGCCCUGGACGAUUAUAAAAACCAAACGGACAAUAUUUUAAAGAAAUAUCCCUGUUUAAAUGAGGAGGAUUUGAAGAAAGUCAUAGAGGUUGUGGCUGAAGCGGCUGGAAGAGGUGUGGCCAUCACAGGAAAUAAAGAAUUCAACAAUUGGAAAUGGGAGAAUGCUAUUAUUUUCGCAGCCACGGUUAUCACUACCAUAGGUUAUGGUAAUGUCGCUCCAAAGACAGGCGGCGGCCGUGUGUUCUGUAUCCUGUACGGGCUUUGUGGUAUUCCACUGUGCCUCACAUGGAUAAGUGAGCUUGGUACGUUCUUUGGUGGCAGAGCAAAGCGCCUGAGUCAGGUGCUCCUCCAUAAAGGUCUCACUGUGAAAAAAGUUCAGUUCAUCUGUACUGCUGUAUUCCUUUUAUGGGGAUUUCUUGUUCACCUCAUCAUCCCAUCCUUUGUGUUCAUGGUCUUUGAGAAGUGGACAUACUUAGAAGGCCUCUACUUCUCCUUUACCACCAUGACAACUGUUGGUUUUGGAGACUAUGUAACAGGUGUGAACCCAGAAAUAGACUACCCAUCACUCUACAGAUUCUUUGUGCAGCUGUGGAUCUGCCUGGGUCUGGCCUGGUUGUCUUUGUUCUUCAGCUGGAAUGUGCAUAUGGUGGUCAAAGCCCAUAAAGUCCUGAAGAAAAGGAGGCUGAGACGUCACAAGCUCUCUAUCGAUGACAUACCAAUAACAAAAGAAAUUAAAAAAGCCCCAAAGCCACCACCUCUCACUGGCGUCAUCGACAUCUUUCAGUUCAUGUCUGAGAAGGUUGAGGACUACAGCGACGUCAUCCGAUCCAUUGGAACGGACAAGAGGCACCAGAAAAAGCAGCAGGAGGAGGAUCUGGCACGGUCUAAGAGCUGCAGUGACCUUCUGCACGGCCUGGUGAUCCCACUUGAACAUUCUCCUCAUCUGAAACGGCGAUUCAGCAUCAGCACCAACCUAUUGGUCAUAUCUGGAGAGUCAACAGAAUGUCUCACAAACAGCCAAGAGGGACAGACACUACUAAAAGAGCACCACAGAGAUCCUCAGGAACCGAAGCUUGUUGAGAAACCUGGGCACAGUGCAUGGGACUCUGGAAGAUCCUAUCCAUCACUAUUCCGGAGCCCCGACCAAAGCCCCACUAUUACCAUCAAUAAUAGUGAAUCAAGGUUUUCAGUUUCCAAAAAAUCAGAAGACAAAUUUUUAGGAAAGAGAAAAAGCAUUGGUUGAAGAUUACAUUAAUCUACACGGUCUAAAAUGGCCCUAUCCAAGUUAUUAUGCUCUGCUUUUAUUCAUUUGGUAAUUGUGAAGAUUACGAUGAGCUGAAGAGCGGAAAAGGAUAAAGCUGAUGCUAUCAGUAGCACUUAAGGAACUAAGAAGAUUAACUCUUAAAAGGAAGACAUGCUGACAGGUAUAUGCUCUUCCUAAUGAAGAUGCCAAAUAUGGCUGCAGUUUUAUGACACUCAAGUGAUUAUUUCUGGUUACAGUACUAAAAACAAUUACGGUAACGCACAGGGUAUUACGAUGAAUCUGUUAUUGAGACAUGGAUGUGGGAGGGUUGGCAGAGGAAAUUAAACCGAUUUCCCGCCACGUCUGGACCUUCACAGAUGACAUUGGAAACUUCAGCUGUGCUUUUGAUAAGUUUUUCUUACUCUGGAUUAUUGUUACCAAAAUGUCUGCUUGAACAAAAUCUACCAAUGCUAGGAAUGGAAUACUAGCGUACAAGUAUGUGAAACAAAAUGUUGACUGAAGUGUUAAAACAUUAGUAAGUUACAUUAUUUUCCCAUGACCUCACUACAGUGUAUGUACAUUGAAAUGGUCCAGGUUUCAUCUCUGAUGUAAAUAUGAUUAUAUUGCGUUUUCAAUCUACUGUUGUGUAACAAUGUCUUCUUUGAUCAGAUCAAAUAAGAGCAAUGUAAAAAAUUAUUUAUUGGUCAUUCAAAUCAUUUAUAUGACUAUUAGUAGAUCUAUCAUAAUAGGAAUUGAAGGCAGAGAAGAGUGAAUUGCAUUAGAGAAGUGUGUUUUGGUAUACAAAAUCACUGGUCUAUACAGUGUACUUUGUAUAUAUUUUAUACGGAACGUUUUGUCAAAUGUAGUAAGCAUCCAUGUAUUCCAGGUCAGGGCCAGCAAUUAACCAGCGUUCAGGGCAAACAAAUAGUCAAGAUAUUUAAAAUGUUUUCGAUUUUCCAAUUGCUCCAUUUUAUUUGGAGGAAAAACGCCGUUUUAGUCGGGAUGAGAGGAGUAGCAUAACAAAAUUAAUGCGUUUUGAAAGUAAAAUGUUACAGUAUGUUGCACGGUUUAAAGGAAUAUUCCAGGUUCAAUACAAGUUAAGCUCAAUCGACAGCAUUUGUGGUAUAAUGUUGAUUACAACAAAUGUAUUUAAACAUGUCACUCCUUUUAUUAAUAACAAAACAUGGGUUACAGUGAUGCACUUAAAAUGGAAAUGAAUGGGGCCAAUCCGUAAACAUUAAAAUACUUAAUGUUCGAGAAUACAGCCACAAGAUGUAAACAUUAUGGGUGCUAAAAUGAUUUUAGUGCGAUAAAAUCACUUACUAACUUUUUCUGUGAAAAGUUAAAGCCUACUAUAGUACUACUUUUUUGCAAUAAAGACGCCACACAAUAAACCCUAGGUCGCUGCCCAACCCCAUGAAAACAUGCAAGUACCCCCCCCCAUUAUUUAUACCAUGAUCAAUAUAAACACCAGUGCUACCCAGUGCUUCACACUGCAAUGUUCAAGCCAAAUCUGCACCCUUCAUGAAUAUAAAAAUGGCAAUUUAAACAACAGCUCAAAAUAUACAUUUUUACUGCAUAAUUCAUUUGUGCUUUUUAGAAAAUUAUAAGCUUUGCAAUUCUGCUUUUAAACCCUCUGAAAACUGUCCCCCUUUACUUCCAUUGCAAGUGCCGAUUUUUAUUUAACAAAAUCAUUUAUAUAAAGUAAAAUAGGGAUGAGAUUAAAUAAUUUUUUGAGGCAAUAAACAUUAUGCCACAAAUAUUAAUGUUGAACUUCAUUUGAACAUGGAAUAUUUCUUAAAUAUUUUAUACAUUUCAUAAGAUUCUAUACUUGACUUCUAAAGUUUGAGGUUUAAUCAUUUGAAUUGAGUUAUUUGACAUAAAUGGACAAAAUACUGUUAUCUAAAGCCCAAAGUAUACUUCGGUCAGAUGCUGACAGUUUUAAGGCUGUCCUUUAGUUGGCUCAAUGUGCAUUUGGGAAGCAUUUUAGCAUACUGAGGAUGCAUCUUCUCAACGUUCCCCCAAAAUUGCCACCUUGUGGAAGAUUUGAUUAUGGAUGUUCUGUUAUGAGACGUAAUUUUUCCAUCUGACUGAUUAUGCUUUUGCUCAAGAAUUUUUUGCCAUCGUAUUUGAUGUCCUUUUUAUAACUUCUAUAACUAUUUUUUUAAUGCCACUUGAUGUUAAAAAGUAUUUUUCCACAUCUCCAUCAGCUGUUUCCAAACUUUUGAGUUGAUAAACCACAUCCUGUCUGUUGGCAGAAUUG
Xyrauchen texanus (razorback sucker) is the source of this 3676-nucleotide messenger RNA. Its product is annotated as potassium channel subfamily K member 5-like. Bases 73 to 1413 code for a protein of 446 amino acids. The transcript is spliced from 5 exons. Gene Ontology annotation, biological process: potassium ion transmembrane transport; stabilization of membrane potential. Gene Ontology annotation, molecular function: potassium ion leak channel activity. NCBI's taxonomy places the organism in Eukaryota, Metazoa, Chordata, Actinopteri, Cypriniformes, Catostomidae. The record is from RefSeq and is a predicted model, not a curated record. Gene Ontology annotation, cellular component: membrane.